Bacillus rossius redtenbacheri is the source of this 2075-nucleotide messenger RNA. It is a transcript of the gene AIF, whose product is annotated as apoptosis-inducing factor 1, mitochondrial. Gene Ontology annotation, cellular component: cytoplasm; mitochondrion. The record is from RefSeq and is a predicted model, not a curated record. NCBI's taxonomy places the organism in Eukaryota, Metazoa, Arthropoda, Insecta, Phasmatodea, Bacillidae. The transcript has 14 exons. Gene Ontology annotation, biological process: apoptotic process; mitochondrial respiratory chain complex assembly. Bases 94 to 1923 code for a protein of 609 amino acids. Gene Ontology annotation, molecular function: protein dimerization activity; FAD binding; NAD(P)H oxidase H2O2-forming activity.
AAUUUUGUUCUUUAGCAAUGGCAUCACUUGCGAAUAAAAUUUAUUAUGACUGUUUGUUUUUUUAUGUAAUUAUUUUGUAAUCAGUGUUAUAAUAUGAUUGGCCAAAACAUGUUAAAGUUUGCUGGAAAUUUUCGUCGGAUUGAUUUUCUACAUUUGCCCCAGAAAGCAAACGUUCAGUCGUUCCCCCAGGUGCUGCUGGCCACCCGUGCCGCGAGUGGGGACCCGGUCAGACCCACGCUGCAGCCCAAGGCGAGGUAUUCCAGGACCUCCGCCCCUCGGGAGCCUCCGGACCAGAAGAAGAGCUACACCAAGCUCCUGCUAGGAGGAGCCACCGUCUUGCUGGCGAGUCUCGCAGCGAUUUAUUGGUUGGAUCUGCUCCCGAAGAAAGACGGCAAGCACCCUGUUGCCGAUGGCGAACAUCCUCAGAAAAGAAGAAAGAAACGCACCGUCCCGAAGAGCCCGGAGCAGUCGAGCGACAUUCCAGAGUCGGUCCCGUACCUGCUGAUAGGGGGCGGGACGGCCUCGUUCGCUGCGUUCCGCGCCAUCAAGUCCAGCGACCCCAAGGCCAAGGUGCUGGUGGUGUCGAGCGACGCCCACCUGCCCCACAUGCGGCCGCCCCUGUCCAAGGAGAUGUGGCUGUCCGACGACGCCGCGGCCAGCAGCAAGCUCGUGUUCAAGCAGUGGAACGGAACCGAGCGCAGCAUCUUCUACGAGCCGGAGGAGUUCUACUCGGACUGCAAGCAGCUCAUGGGCAGCGAGAACGGCGGGGUGGCGGUGGCCCGCGGCUGGACCGUCAAGAAGAUAGACGUGGCGGGGAGGAAGGCCUAUCUCGAGGACGACUACGCCAUCAGCUACGACAAGUGUCUCAUCGCAACGGGAGCCUCCCCGAAGACGCUGCCGCUGCUGGAGGCGGCCCCCGCGGCGGUGCAGGAGAGGGUGAGCACCUUCCGCUCCAUCGGCGACUUCCAGGAGCUGGACCGGGCGCUGCGAGAGGGCGGGGUGCGCCGCGUGGUGGUGGUGGGAGGAGGCUUCCUGGGCAGCGAGCUGGCCUGCGCGCUGGCGAGACGCGCAGGCAAGCAGCCGGGCCUCAGCGUGACGCAGGUGUACCGGGAGCCCGGCAACAUGGCACGCGUGCUGCCGGCGUACCUGAGCCGCUGGACCACGGCCAAGGUCAGGGCGGAGGGGGUGGAGGUGAUCCCGGGGGCCAGCGUGGACGCGGUGCGGGUCGAGGCGGGGUCCCUGGUGCUGGCGCUCAGCAACGGCACCGAGGUGCGUGCGGACCGCGUGGUGCUGGCGGUGGGCGUGGCCCCCAACACGCAGCUGGCCGCCUCCUCCGGCCUCGAGGUGCACCCGGCGCUGGGCGGCUUCCUCGUCAACACGGAGCUGCUGGCCCGCUCCGACCUCUGGGCGGCCGGGGACUGCACGUGCUUCUACGACGAGCAGCUGGGACGCCGCCGGGUGGAGCACCACGACCACGCCGUGGUGUCCGGCCGCCUGGCGGGGGAGAACAUGACUGGGGCCGGUAAGCCCUACUGGCACCAGUCCAUGUUCUGGUCGGACCUGGGGCCGGACGUGGGCUACGAAGCCAUCGGCCUGGUGGACUCGUCGCUGCCCACCGUGGGCGUGUUCGCCGCUGCCACGGCCGAGGACUCCCCGCGAGCUGUGGUCACCGCCUCCGACGAUGGCAUCCGUUCCGCCACGGAGGCCGUACAGGCUGCCGCGCCGACCACGCCCCCCGCCGCGCCGACCACGGAGGAGUACGGGAAGGGAGUCGUGUUCUACCUGAGGGACAGCGCUGUCGUGGGCAUCCUCCUGUGGAACGUCUUCAACCGCAUGUCCGUGGCCCGCCAGGUAUUAAAAUCUGGGAAGACUUAUGAAGACUUGAAUGAAGUAGCGAAGCUGUUCGAUAUUCACAGGGAAUGAGUUCAACUGGAACAUAGCUCGAGGAAUCCUGAAAGCGCUGUUAGUUCGCCAGGAAACAUAUUGUAAAUUUUGCUGUAUAUUUUCAGAUAACAGUUGAUUUGUAGUCCCACAGAGACUGCACUCACAACUCCAAUAAAAUUACUUUUCUUAAU